GCGGUUGCUGCCCAUGCUGGGAGCUGAAGCAUGGCGUUGGUGUUAUGAGGUGGUCCUGAAGAAUGAGGCAUCGAUGGAGAAGACUACGGAGUUGGCAGCAGACAUUGCUCUCCGUGAAGCAAGAGAAGAACAGCGAUUGAACCUCAUGACAGCGAAAAAAGCAGCAUCGGUGACCACGGAGCUCCUGGCGCUGCGAGGAACUGGAGGUUCGGCCAAGUCACGCCGCAAGUUCGCUUCGAAAGCUAUGGCGCUGGUAUCCGACAGCCAGAAGAUGCAGGCGAGUGGUCUUCGCUUUGAGGAUGCAAACCAAGAUGACGAAGGUGAGGAGUCGGAAGACAAUGAGGCUGGGCGAAUGGCGCAGCGGGGCCGCUUGAACCCUGUGGAGGUUCCCCGCAAGAAGCGCUUGAGGAUUGCUGCUGCAGUUGCUGCUGCUCCUGCAGCUGUGGUCUGCACAUCCGUGGAGGCUGUGUACAUGGUACCGGCGGGGCGAGAGCGUGCAGUAGUGACGUUGACAGCUGCAGUGAUAGAUGUCGGGUUUCUGAAGACUUUGAAUGGGUCCAAAAAAGGGAAUGUGCGACAUGUGAUUCCAAUGAUUUUGGCUUCGCCUGGAAUGGCCAUUUCUACGUCUUUGUGGAGCCCAGUGGCAGAGAAAUGUGCCGAGCCCCUGCAGAAAGCGAUGGAGCAAGCAGACUUCCCAUAUGUGGAGGUCAGCCACCUGGAGCGUGUCGAGGUGCCAUCAAUUUGUGGCAGGGUCUUCAAACUGCAGAGCACGAAGGCCACUACUGUGAAGAUCCUGUACCAUGGUCCCCUUGUCAUGAAACCAGUGCGUGAUUUGAUGACCGCAGCCUUCAAAGAUUUGAGUGAAGAGGGGUUGACGGCCAACAUAUUGGGAGUGGUACGAUCAGCAGGUGAUUUGCGCACCACUCGGAAUGGCAUUGGGAUGCGUUCCUAUGAGCUGCAAGAUGAAGCGGGCGGUGUGCUUCCGGUGACCGUCCAUGGCUCGCAAGCAGACGAUCUCUAUUGCUCGAAAUAUACGCUGCUCGCCAUCUUCUCUGUGGUCACCCAGGCUAGCCUGACUCCAGGCCAGGGGAGGCUGAAGCUACGUCCAUUCGGGGCAGAGUACUUCAUGCAGUGCGGCGCAUGUCGGCUCCUUCUGGUUCCAGCGGCCCAAGCGGGAAGAGCGGCCGGAGCGGCCGGUCUAGGCCCAGUGGCCGCAGUGGCCGCAGUGGCCGGUCAGGAUGCAGUGGCCCUAGUGGCCCAAGCGGUACAUCAGGGGCGGCAAGGAAGCAGGCAGAGCGGCAGGAAGCAAGAGUGCAUUGAGUCUUUAAGUCCGGCGGCGAAGAGACUAAGAGCUGAAGCUGCUUUUGUGUCGCACAAACGCUGUGAAGUGAAUUACGACCUGGAUUUGGGGUCUCUUGAAGCCACUGGUCGCCCCUUGUGGGAGAAACUGGCCCUGCACUGGAUGCAACGAUUGAUAUUUAACGGCGACGGCGUCUACCAAACCUUCGUAAGCGGAUAUGCAGCGAUGACUGGCCAAGAUCGCCGCAGUCGCGGCAAGAGCGGUUCUUUUGUCCAAGCCGUGGAAGCGGGCAAAGCGCUGGUAUCCCUGGUGAAUGCAGGCAAAUUCCAGGUUGCGGCUGCAGAGCUCUCGCAAUGCGAGACGGAGAAGGCCGUGUACAAGCUUUUGAAGAAGCAUUUGCGGGUGCAUGCUUCGUUUCUACAGUACUUGUUGUACCGCGACCUUCAG
Cladocopium goreaui is the source of this 1747-nucleotide messenger RNA. NCBI's taxonomy places the organism in Eukaryota, Dinophyceae, Suessiales, Symbiodiniaceae. The record is from the annotation of a GenBank genome assembly.